Molecule: messenger RNA, 10129 nt
Organism: Gymnodraco acuticeps
Lineage: Eukaryota; Metazoa; Chordata; Actinopteri; Perciformes; Bathydraconidae
Gene: eys
Product: eyes shut homolog
Exons: 52
Coding region: 274-9552 (3092 amino acids)
Biological process (GO): establishment or maintenance of epithelial cell apical/basal polarity; heterophilic cell-cell adhesion; axon guidance
Cellular component (GO): protein-containing complex; plasma membrane
Molecular function (GO): calcium ion binding
Source: RefSeq, a predicted model, not a curated record
AUGUCUCGUCCUGAGCGCGCAUACACCGGCUCAGCUGUCACAUCCCCCAGAGAGAGACACUUCUCAGCUCUGAUAAGAAACUCCAAAAUGCUGUUACGAGUCGCCGUCCCAGGGCGGACCAGCUUUUCAACUUAAUGGUUAUUACCAUCAUGUGCAAUUCUUGUACAACAUCUCAUGGAGUACCAUACAUUACAUCUACCUCAUCCAUUCUCCAGAUGACAGGAGAAUUCAGAGUCCCAGGUUGAAUUGCAUUAAAUAGAAAGACUUUGAAACAUGGGUCCAUCGUUGCUUCACUUGAUAGCCGUCUUUGUGGCCGUCCACGUGAUCCAAUGCCAAGCGGUUUGCAACAGACAAGCUUCACUUGAAUGGCACCCUAAACAACACGCAAUCCAAGUCAAUUGGACCCUCGUAGGAAACAUCUGUAGGAGCGUUUCUGAGUGUUGGAAUUCUCCGGGGGGAGAGGAGUCAACUACAGCUUACAGCUUCCCACAGAUCUGCCCACUUCAGCUGCAACAUGGAGACAAACUGCUGAUGUCUGCUGAUGAAACACUGAAGUCAUACGGCUUCACACUCCUCAAUGUGUCAAAGGAUGAAUUUGAGAGUUGUUCAACGAAUGGACAAAUAAAAGACCAGUUUAUUUUCCCCCACACUAUAAAUGGAACGAAGCAAGUCGAGGCCAAGUGGCUGGUCCCGGGUCAUCAUUACUUCAUCGCUCUGCAUGAGGGGGAAACGCAGCUGUGCAAGCUUGGCCUACGGCUCAACGUGUCUGUUAAAAUGCAACUUUGUCAGGGUUCUCCUCUGCUUCGGCUUUGUUCGGGGAGCGGUGUUUGUCAAACAGGCCUCUGGGAUGGUGUGUACCGCUGUCGAUGCCACCACCACUACUCUGGGAGUUUUUGUGAAAAGUCUGAUGCCUGUUUGGAUAACCCGUGUGAAAACAAAGGAGUCUGUUUGAGCAAUGGAUCCACAGAUCCAAACCACAGAACAUAUACAUGUCUGUGUCCUCCACAUUUUACAGGGGUGAACUGCUCCGAAGUCAUUGGAAAAGAAAGCUGUGACAGAAUUUGUGAAAAUGGGACAUGCGUUCAAGGAUCGCCUGCAUCCUUUAAAUGCAUCUGUGACACAGGAUCCUCUGGCCCACCCUGUGAGAAGAGGAAAGGCCCCUGUGAUCCAAAUCCAUGCAGAAAUGGCGGCGUUUGUCAGCCCACCCCCGAAGGAUUUGUUUGUCGUUGUCCUGAAAAAUUUGGGGGUGUCAACUGCGAAUCCAGAGUGUUCUACGAUUGCAUGUUACACCCAUGUCAGGAGGAACAACUCUGCACUGCAGGGGAGCGUGCCUCUGAUUGUGUCUGUGGCGAUGGUUCUGUGGUCCCAGCCUGCAGGAGGCUUCAGAACCUGUGCAGCCCCUCACCAUGUCUCAACAACGCCACCUGUGUGUCCAGGGGGAAUGAGCAUUUCUGCAGAUGUCUGAGUGGGUUUUCCGGGAAGAAUUGUGAAGAAAUAAUUGACUACUGCAGGCUGCUCAAUAUCAACUGCCUGAAUGAGGGAUUGUGCUUGAGUGUAAUUGGCAGGUAUCAGUGUGUUUGUGCCCCAGGAUGGAUUGGAGAGUUUUGUCAAUAUGUAGGCGAUGCCUGCCUGAUAAAGCCAAACAGCUGUUUGAAUGGAGCAACAUGCAUCGCAACAAGUCAGCCAUCCUCUCCUCCACGAUACACCUGCAAGUGCCCCCACGGCUUCACAGGAACGAACUGUGAGACUGAGAUUAACGAGUGUGACUCCAGUCCCUGUCAGCACAAUGGCACAUGCUCUGACUUGUUAGGACACCACCAAUGCCAAUGUCCUGCAGGAUUUCUGGGAAGAAACUGUGAAGUUGACAUAGAUGCCUGUUCCCUACCCAACAUCACAUGUCCACCAAAGACAGAGUGUUUGGAUCUCCCAGGUGGCCUUGAAUAUGCCUGCCGCGUUCCCUGCCCUCAAACCCUUCAACCUUGUGCCAGCGGAGGACGCUGUGUGUUGAAUGAUUCCAGAAGCUACACCUGCAUCUGUACACCUGGUUGGUCGGGUCAAAACUGCCGUAUCAAUGUCAAUGAUUGUGUUCAACACUGGUGUCGAAAUGGAGCCACUUGUGUGGAUGCGAUUGAUGGUUACAGCUGCCUUUGUCCCAGAGGGUACGCCGGCGUCUACUGUGAAGAGGACAUUGAUUACUGUGUUGGCCAUCGAUGCUCGGAACAUGGCGUUUGCCUAGACCAGCAGUAUAACUUUACCUGCCGCUGCAUGCUUGGAUUUGAAGGGUCGCUCUGUGAACUGGACAUAAAUGAGUGCAACAGCUUCCCCUGUGCAGGCGGCGCCACCUGUGUGGACCUGAUCAGUGAUUAUCGGUGCCACUGUCCCCCAGGAUUUGAGGGAAGGACCUGCUCAGAGAAUGUAAAUGACUGCUGGUCGCAGCCUUGUCUGAAUGGAGGCUUGUGCAAGGAUCUAGUAAACGACUAUAUUUGUCACUGUCCUGUUGGGUUCAAGGGGAAAGAUUGCUCUGUGGAUAUUGACCUUUGCUCAUUUGGACUCUGCAGUGAACAUACAUUAAUAUGCAGUGAGACCAAGGAUGGACAGAAUGUUUCUUGCACGUGUAAAAGAGGGUUUGGAGGAUCAUUAUGUGAAGUAAAUCUCAAUGAGUGUGACUCAAAGCCCUGCCAGAACGGGGGUAUGUGUGUGGACGGCAUUGACCUGUAUCAGUGCUUCUGCUCAGAGGGGUUUGGGGGGUUUAACUGUGAAAUCAACUAUGAUGAAUGUGUCCAUGGAUACUGCGCCAAUAAUUCCUCGUGUAUUGACCUGGUUGCAGACUAUGAGUGCAUCUGUCCUUUGGGCUUUGCUGGUAAGAAUUGCUCCACAUCCGUCUCAGUGUGUGCAUCAGAUGGUGAGUUGUGCAGUAAUGGAGGAACCUGUUUCUACAACUCAGCGGGGAAAAUACAAUGCAUUUGCCCUCCAGGAUACCAGGGCAAUGAGUGCUCCUCAUCUGUGAACCAAUGCGUGUCAAAUCCUUGCCACCCUGAGGGAACUCUCCUCUGUGAAGAACUGGCAAACACGUAUAGAUGUGUGUGUCAAAAUGGGUACUCUGGACCGCACUGCAAAACACUAAUAAACCACUGUGUCGAUGGCCUAUGUCAACAUGGUUCAGCGUGUUUGGAUCUAUCAAGAGGGUUCAAGUGUGAUUGUUUACCAGGGCUAACAGGCCAAUUUUGUGAGGUAAACAUUGACGAUUGUGAAGAACAGCCGUGUGGAGCCCUGAGUGUUUGUAAAGAUGCUCUCGAUGGCUACAUUUGCUUCUGUGCACCUGGAUUUAUUGGAAAUGACUGCGAGAUUGAAGUGAAUGAAUGUCUCAGUGAGAAUUGUCAGAAUGGAGGUUCCUGCGUUGAUGAUCUUAACUCUUUCACAUGCCAGUGUCCUCUUGGAAUCACAGGGAACUACUGUGAAGUCAACAUAGACGAGUGCAUGUCCUCCCCCUGCCUGCACAAUGCUACGUGCCUUGACCUUGUUCAUGGCUACAGAUGUGUCUGUAUGCCUGGCUUUACAGGUACAGAGUGUGAACUUGACAUUGAUGACUGUGCUUCAUCGCCAUGCAAGAAUGGAGCCACAUGCAUUGACCAGCCUGGUAAUUACUUCUGCCAAUGUGCGGCUCCAUUUAAAGGUCAUAAUUGCGAGUUCUUACCCUGUGAGGCCAGUAAUCCAUGCGAGAAUGGUGCAGUGUGUGUGGAGGAGUUGGAUCAGGACCAUUUCCCUCUUGGUUUCCGCUGUCACUGUCGCCGUGGAUUCACUGGCCCCCGCUGUGAAAUCAAUGUGGAUGAGUGCAGCUCCAGCCCCUGCUGUCACGGUUUCUGCUACGAUGUUGUAGACGGAUUCUACUGCCUUUGCAAUCCUGGUUAUGCUGGGCUGAGAUGUGAGCAAGACAUUGAUGACUGCGUGAACAGUUUGUGCAGCUCCAACUCGAUAUGUAGAGACCUCCAUCUGAGUUACGAGUGUGUGUGUCACUCAGGCUGGGAGGGGGAGUUCUGCCAACGAGAAAUUGAUGAAUGUUUAUCGCAGCCAUGCAAAAACAACGCAACCUGCACAGACCUUCUUAACAGCUACAAGUGUCUGUGCUCUCUGGGCUGGACAGGUGUGGACUGUGCAGAGGAUGUGGAUGAGUGUGAUUCUGGGCCCUGUCUAAAUGGAGCUCAGUGUCAGGAGUCAGAUGUACCUGGGGAGUUUUCCUGCACCUGUCCCCCCUUCUUCAGCGGCCCCUUGUGCAACCAUCCCUAUGACCCCUGCGACCCCCUCCACAAUCCCUGCCUGCACAACUCCACCUGCCUGACACGCUCCAAUGGAACAGCCUCCUGCAGAUGCCCAGCUGGAUUCGAAGGAAGUUGGUGUGAAAUUGACACCAAUGAGUGUAGCUCAAAUCCAUGCCGGAACCAGGGCGACUGUGUGGACCGGGUCAACGGCUACGGCUGUGAAUGUAAGAUGGGAUUUUCUGGCCUUCACUGUGAGGAAGACAUCAAUGAGUGCACCUCUAGCCCGUGCCACAACUCUGCCAUUUGUCAAGACCUUGUGAACAAGUUCACCUGCGUCUGCCCCCCUGGUUAUUUUGGAACGCUGUGUGACCUGGAUGUGAAUGAGUGUGAAGUUUCACCUUGCCUACACGAGGGCAUCUGUAUCAACACCCUCGGGGGCUUCGAGUGUGUCUGUCGUCCUGGAUACUCAGGGGCACGGUGUGAAGAGAGAAUCGAUGAGUGCGUUUCCAACCCAUGCCAAAAUCAUGGGAAAUGUAUCGAUGCGCCUAAUCGAUACCGCUGCUCGUGUCCUGAUGGCUUUAUUGGGCUCCACUGUGAAACCAACAUUGAUGAAUGCAUGUCAGCGCCCUGUCUCCAUGGGAGCUGUAAAGAUGGAGUAUAUUCCUACUCCUGUGUCUGUGAAUCUGGGUGGACUGGCAGCAGAUGUGAAACAAACAUUGACGAAUGUGCAUCCUUUCCCUGCUUUAACGGAGGAUCGUGUGUGGAUCUCAUUGAUAAAUAUGCAUGUUUCUGUCAGGAUGGUUACAAAGGGAAAAUGUGUGAGAUUGAUAUUGAUGUCUGCAAAGACACCGCUUUUAAUCUCUCCCUGUGUUUCAAUGGAGCUACGUGCCUUGACGGUGAUGGAUCAAACUUUACAUGCAGCUGUCCACCAGGUUUCAUGGGAGAUUUCUGCGAAGUGGAUGUUAACGAAUGUUGCUCAGCUCCCUGCCACAACGGUGCCAUUUGCCAAGAUCUUAUUAAUAGCUACGUCUGCCACUGCAGGUCAGGUUGGACAGGCCUUCACUGUGAGGAUGACAUUAAUGAGUGCCUUCCCCAGCCCUGCAACCAGGGGAUAUGCAUUCAGAAUGAUCCGGGCUACGGCUACACCUGUUUCUGUCGUCCUGGAUUUGUGGGGAGGAACUGCGAGCACAACUAUGAUGAUUGCCUGUUGAAUCCAUGUCCAGAAGCCUUUUCCUGUGUAGAUGGCAUCAACAAGGUCAGCUGCCUGCCUCCUGUUACCGAUGCUGUUCCCUUGGCGACGGUAGUAAAGAACACCACUGACGGCUCCUCACCUAGGAUGCAAACGCCAACUAUCGGCCCAGCUACAGCAGCUGAGGAAUCCACAGAUUCAAGCUAUGUUCAUUACUUUGGGAAUUCAUACCUGGAGUAUGAAGGUAUUGACCUCAGCGCACUCAACAACAUCACUGUGAGAUUUCAGACGCAAGUAUCCCAGGGAACCAUACUUUAUGUGGACCAAGGACCGGCCAACGGUGAUUUGUUUUUCAUGAAACUCUUCAUCUUGAAUGGAAGCUUGCAGUACGCCUUUUGCUGUAAUGAAGAAGAAGAGGUCACACGGAUCAGUACAAUAAUUCAUGUCGCUGAUGGCCAGGUUCACAUCGUUAAUAUCAGACAACACCUGACCCCCUGUGAGGCAGAGCUAACUAUUUCUGGUCAUGAGAAAAUCAGAAGUACAGCAAGUAAUUACUGGUUGGGACACAUCAUACAAAGAACAAACCACGUCUUCACAGGCGGUCUGCCACAACACUAUAGACUCAAUCAGAGAGCAAAACCUUUCCACAACUAUACUGGAUGCAUGGAAAUGAUUGAAAUGAAUAAACUGAGGAGCUUUUACACAUCUGAUGCCAUCGGCGGCAGCAACAUAGACCAAUGCAGAUUUUCUCCAUCUGCCAUAGAAGACUCCUCAAAAAGUUGGACAAAUCAAUCCACCAAUCCUGACAGAGUGACCACAACAACAACAACAACAACAACAAUGGCAGCUCCUGCACAAACUCCAAAACAACUUCUGCAUGAACCUGGAGUUUGCUUUGAUGGUCUUUGCCUCAAUGGAGGAACAUGUCACGAUGUGCAGCUGCCUGCUGGAUCUCUGCCUACCUGUCAAUGCCCGCUUCAUUUUACGGGAACUUUUUGUGAGAAAGGUAUCACAGUAUACAUCCCCUCAUUUGAUGGCACAUCUUAUUUGGAGCUGCAGCCCCUUUCAUCCCAUCUCCAGCCUUCUGGUGCCACUAAUAAUCUCCCUGCUACGCUCAAGGACACCACUGUUAUUCUUAGUUUGACAGUGAAAACCAGAUCUGCUCAAGGCACAAUCCUCUACACUCAACAGCAGAACUUGGGGGAACAGUUCCUUCAUGUGUUCCUUCAAGAUGGAAGUGCUGUUGCUAAACUUGGGUGUGGUAGCGGUCAUGUUCUGCAUGCUGCUGCGGGCCAGAACAUCAAUAACAACAGAUGGGUGCCCAUCACAAUCAGAUACAAUCUGCCUGUUGGCAAACAAGGAGGGUCCUGUAUGAUUGAAAUUGCUGCCGAUAAUGGCACAGCUCAGCGUCUCGAGGAGAACGUGUCAAACCCUGUGUCAGAGGGAACCUUUGGACCCAUAUUUCUUGGGGAUGUUUCAUCCCACUGGGAAAUGCAUGAUGGGAGUGCAAAGGGAGCAAGGAGAUUCAUUGGAUGUAUCGGGCAGCUUCAGGUCAACUCAAAAGAGAUUUACCUGGUGGGUGAGGCUGUGAGCGGGAGAAACAUCAAGAAUUGUGACCCGCCUGUCUGCCAACACCUUCCCUGUCGUAACGGAGGAACGUGUGUAAGGAAACGUUUGCAAGGGUGCCUGGAAGAGGUCAGGAAAAUAUCGAACAGCCGUCUGCUAAAACAGGAGCCUGAUGAUGCUGAGGACUGGUUCUGUGAGUGCCCCCCGCUCUACACAGGCCGACUGUGCCAGUUCAACGCCUGCGAGCGCAACCCCUGCGGUCACGGAGCAACAUGCAUCCCAAAGUCUCCGUUGGAGGCCGUGUGUCUCUGCCCGUACGGAAGACAAGGUCUACUGUGUGAUGAACCCAUCAAUAUUACUCGUGCCAGAUUCAGUGGAAGUGAUGAGUUUGGUUACACUUCUUUCGUGGCGUAUUCCUCCAUCCCGAGCCUGAGUUUCUUCUACGAGUUCAAGCUGAAAUUCACACUGGCCAAUAAUUCAUCUUCUUUGAAAGACAACCUGAUGCUGUUCGCUGGGCAUAAAGGACAAGGCGAUGAUGGUGAUGACUUCCUUGUUUUAGGACUGCGGAAUGGCCGAGUGGUGCAUAGAUUCAACCUUGGAUCGGGCGUGGCAGUCAUAUUCAGUGAUCGACUGAACCUGCAGACCAACAUUCACACCGUUACGUUUGGAAGGUCAAAGAGAACCGGAUGGCUGAAGGUUGACGGGCAACGUAACAGAACAGGAUCUUCUCCAGGCCCCCUGCUGGGCCUCAAUGUUUUCAACCAGCUCUUUGUGGGUGGAUAUAAUGAGUACACCCCUGAACUCCUGCCACUUGGAUCCAGGUUCCGUAAUGGCUUUCAGGGGUGCAUUUUUGAUGUGCAGUUUCGCACAAGAAGAGACAGAAAGUUCCAAGUGCUGGGCCAGCCUGCGGGACAUCCAGCCUUCGGGCGCAGCGUGGGUCAGUGUGGAGUCACCCCUUGUGUUCAUGUUCACUGCAGAAAUGGGGGGACAUGCGUGGACUCUGGCUCAUCUGUGUAUUGCCAGUGCCCAUUUGGAUGGAAGGGAGCACUCUGCUCUGAGACGGUGUCUGUGUGUGAUGUGGAGCACACCCCCCCUCCUCUGUGCGCCCAUGGCUCCACCUGCAUCCCCCUGCCCAAUGGAUAUACCUGCCAGUGCCCCCUGGGGACUGCAGGGCUCUACUGCGAGAAAGCUGUGACCAUCAGUGAUCCGUUCUUCAGCGGUAACCAGUCUUCAUGGAUGUCAUUCCCACCUAUGAGCAUUAGACACAGGACUGUUCUGCAGCUGCAGUUCCAGCCUUUAUCACCUGAUGGCAUCCUUGUCUACACUGCACAGCACCUCAGUGCCAGAUCUGGAGACUUCUUGUGCCUCUCCUUGACAUCGGGGUUUGUCCAGCUGCGGUACAAUUUGGGGGAUGGCCCCCACAUCCUGCAGUCUGUAGAGCGAGUGGACUCACGUGGGAGGACCUGGCACUCGGUGACGGCUGGCCGGGUCGGUCACCAAGGCUUCCUCAGUCUGGACAACAAGGAGACUAGAGAGAAUGUGACUGGGGGGAUGGCCACUCUCGAUGUUGCUACUGACAUCUUCAUCGGGGGCGUGUCAACCUUAAGCUUCGUCUCCACAGAUGCAACAGAAAAGGAGCCGGUGGGCUUCACUGGGGGUUUAAGAGAACUCAUACUGAACGGGGAAGAGUUGGAGUUAACAGAGAUGGGGGCUAUAAGUGGAGCAAAUGUGGGGGACUGGGAUGGGACCGCCUGUGGGUAUACAGUGUGCAAAAACGGAGGACACUGCAGGUCAACAGGAAGUGACUCAUUUAUGUGUGUGUGUCCGCCAUCUUGGACUGGCUCUGUGUGUAACCAGUCCGUAAGCUGCUUGAACCACGUCUGCAGACAGGGUUCCUUAUGUGCCCCAUCUGGUGUCCCCUCAUACCGCUGCAUAUGCCCUUUGGGACUGGGUGGAAGGUACUGCGACUCAGAAAUAGCCACGGACACUCUCAAGUUUGUGGGAAGCUCAUAUGUUAAAUACCAGGACCCGAGAUACAACACGAGGAAUUUUAAAUACACACAGGUUUCUUUCAGCUUUAAAACCAGCUCGAAUAACAGUUUGGUAAUGUGGAUGGGGAAGGCUGAACAUGAAGAUGACGACUACCUCGCAGUGGGACUUGAAAACGGACACCUCAAAGUUGCUGUAAAUCUUGGGGAGAGGCUUUCCCUGCCAAUAACUUUCAGAAAUGUCACACUGUGCUGCAACACGUGGCACAAUGUUUCUAUAUCUUUAAACAGCACAAUUAUCCAGGUGGUGGUGGACAAUAAGAGAGUCCUCCAAGAUUUAGAUCCAUUUGAGCGUUACGUGGCUUUAAACUACGGAGGUCAGCUUUACUUUGGGGGGUUUGAAGUGUACAGAAAUGUAUCAAUUGUUACUUCUGGGUUGUUUUUAAAAGGCUUUGAAGGAAAUCUAAGAAAUGUUUUUUUGUUUAAAGAUACCAAGCCAUUGCAGUUUCUCAGGAAUAGUAAGGGAUUCGAUGUUUACGAGGGCAAUGAAUAGUAGUGACAUUUUGUGAUGUAUCUGAGGAGAUUAAAAUGUUAUCACUUAAAGGUGGGGUAGGUAAGUUUGAGAAACCGGCUCGGGAUACAGUUUUUGUUAUAUUCCAUGGAAUGCUCUUAACAUCCCGAUAGCAAUGAAUAUCUUAAAUGCUUUGACAAAAAAUAUAUAAAAAAAUGUCAUCUGUGGAAGCCGUAGUACUGUAAAAAGCACGACCAAUUAUUUUAGCCGGCCCGGCUAAAGUAACUGGAUGGCCUACCUGCCUGUCAGCUUUCCAUCUGUGCACAAACUUAUCUCGUGCCCUCAUUGGUCAUGAGCGCGUUUGUGUGUGUUGGAGGAGGGGCUCUGUAAGGAAGUGGCAGAUUUUUUCCGGCUGUGUAUUUUCAAAUUCUAGCGCACUCGAGCUGGUUUCUCCAAAAUUACCUACCCCACCUUUAACUGUUUUAAACUUGUUUCUGCAAAAUUGUACUGCUUGAUUUCCAUGUGACUGAUAUAUAGAUCAGGAUGAAAUCAAUGUGAUACGGGUAGAUGUUUCAGAAUAAAUGUAAUACAACUUUUAUGAUUAAAUAUUUCAAACAUA